This is a messenger RNA of Phalacrocorax carbo (great cormorant), 1588 nucleotides long. The record is from RefSeq and is a predicted model, not a curated record. NCBI's taxonomy places the organism in Eukaryota, Metazoa, Chordata, Aves, Suliformes, Phalacrocoracidae.
GCAGGUGACACCGCGCUAGGUUGCUCCGGCUCGGCGGGCACGGCGGCAGCGGCGCGGCGGCCAUGCACGUCAAUGGCAAGGUGGCCCUGGUCACCGGCGGGGCGCAGGGCAUCGGCAGGGCCUUCGUCCAGGCGCUGCUGGGCAAGGGCGCCAAGGUAGCCCUGCUGGACCGCAACUCCGAGGCCGGGCAGGAGAGCAAGGCGGCCCUGGACGAGCAGUUUGAAGCGCAGAGGACGGUGUUCAUCCAAUGCGACGUUACGGAUCAGGAGCAGCUGAAAGGUGCUUUCAAAAAAGUAAUUGAACAUUUUGGAAGGCUGGAUAUCGUGGUUAAUAAUGCUGGUGUCAACAAUGAGAAGGACUGGGAAAGCACUAUACAAAUUAACUUGACAUCUGUGAUUAGAGGAACCUACCUUGGCCUAGAAUACAUGAGAAAAGGCAAUGGAGGCGACGGAGGAGUAAUCAUUAAUAUCUCAUCUUUGGCAGGACUCAUGCCUGCUGCAUUCCAACCUGUGUACUGUGCUACAAAGCAUGGUGUAAUUGGAUUCACACGGUCAAUAGCAUUAGCUGCUAAUAUGGAAAACUACGGUGUGAGACUCAACACAAUUUGUCCAGGAUUUGUCAACACACCAAUUCUUCAGUCAAUAGAUAAAGAAGAGAAUAUGGGACAAUAUUAUUCAUAUAAAGAUGAGAUCAAAAAUAUGAUGCAGUUCUACGGCGUGAUGGACCCAUCAAUAAUUGCUGAAGGACUGAUAACAAUAAUUGAAGAUGAUACUCUAAAUGGAGAAGUUAUGAAGAUUACAGCAUCCCAAGGGAUUCAUUUUCAACAAUACAACCAAACACCUUUUACAUCAAAGACAUAAAUAAUUGUUUUAUGUUAAUUAUUUUUGGCUUUUCUUAAAUAUAACAAAUUCUGAAGAGUAAUUUUUGGGAAAAAAGGUUUGUGUUCCAUCUAGAGCAAUGACAGUGUUCAAAACUUCACGUCCUAAUAACAAAGAGAUGGACAAGAAAAUCUGGUGUGGGAAGAUGUUACCAUCCUCUUUUGAUUCUAUAAGCACUAAUAAUAGUAUUUAUUCAGUAGAAUAAGCAGAGUGCUCUGAAGAUUUUUUUAUUAUGUAGUAAUAGGGGCCAGUUUUUUCCUUCUGGUAUUUCUGAUCUACGUACUCCAAGCAUAUUUUGGUGGACCUGACUUACUUCAUAUAAUUCUUUUCACUGUAAAAGCGUCUAUUUGUUUACAUCUUGAAUUCUUCAGACCAGGAAUUCAGUUCAGGAAUCCAGAACACAAGUAUACCUAUAAGGAGUUAAGAAUUUACUUUUUCUUGGAAAAUGUAAUGUAGAACAAGAGGUAAAAUUCUCUUUCCUCAUUUAUAUAUGCAACUGAAUACGUUGCAUAUCACCCAAGAAAGUACAGGGUUUUUAUCUUCUUGGAUUUUAGCUAUUUAUAAAAUAGGUCAGAAUUAUUUUUGUUUUCUUUUAUAGAUCUAUGUAUGUAUGAAUUUUCUCUUUCUGUAUAUACAAGGACAAAUACUUUGGCAUUGAUUGAAAUGUCUACUUUCUCAUUAAAUCUCGUUUUCUAUAUGUUUAAAUCUAA